UGUGAAUUUCGUUUUACUCUCUCCUCACUCGCCUUGUAUUACUUGUCUACUUUGGAAUUAGUUUUUUAACUAAAAUAAGAAGAGUUAAUUCACCUUACUAUAUAACAUCAAGAUAGCUGCAAAGGACUCCAAAGAUGCACGAGUCUUCAAGUAAAUCGAAGACCAUAAUAAUCGAAGAAGAUGACCUUCCUUAUGAAGAGGAGAUUAUUCGUAACCCAUAUUCUGUCAAAUGUUGGAUGCGAUAUAUUGAACACAAGUCGAAAGCUGGAAGUAAGACUGCUAAUAAUAUGGUGUAUGAGAGAGCACUCAAAGAGCUUCCUGGAAGUUACAAACUCUGGUAUAAUUACUUGAAGCUCAGAAGAAAACAAGUCAAGGGAAAACCAUUGACUGAUCCAGCAUAUGAGGAUGUCAACAAUGCUUUUGAGAGAUCACUCGUUUUUAUGCACAAGAUGCCUCGGAUCUGGCUUGAUUAUUGUCAGUUUCUGGUUGAUCAAUGCAAGAUCACAAAGACAAGAAGAGUGUUUGACAGAGCAUUACGAGCACUUCCAAUCACCCAGCACUAUAGAAUUUGGCCUUUAUACCUCAAGUUUGUGCGUAAACACCCAAUACAUGAGACAGCAGUCAGAGUAUACAGGAGAUACCUAAAGCUUCAACCUGAGAACACAGAAGAAUAUGUGAAAUAUCUUGUGGAUGUUGGAUGGAUAGAUGAAGCAGCCACUAGGCUGGCUACAAUAGUUAACAAGGAAAACUUUGUGUCUAAAGAAGGGAAGUCUAAUCAUCAGUUAUGGCAUGAUCUAUGUGAGCUGAUUUCUAAAAACCCAACCAAAAUCAAAAGUCUCAAGGUUGCAGACAUCAUCAGAGGAGGGCUGCACAAAUUCACUGACAGUCUUGGACAGUUGUGGUGUUUACUUGCUGAUUUCUACAUUCGAAGUGGACAUUUUGAAAAGGCAAGGGAUGUUUAUGAAGAGGCAAUACAGACUGUUAUGACUGUAAGAGAUUUUGGACAGGUAUUUGAUGCUUAUGCUCAGUUUGAAGAGAGUAUGAUCAAUGCCAAGAUGGAAACCACUGCAGAGAUGGGUGCAACAGAAGAAGAGGAUAUUGAUUUAGAACUCAGGCUGGCCAGGUUUGAAAAUCUCAUGGAUAGACGUCCAUUGCUUCUGAGUAGUGUCCUCUUGCGUCAGAAUCCACACAAUGUCCAUGAAUGGCACAAGAGAGUCAAACUUUAUGAAGGCAAACCAAAAGAAAUCAUAAACACCUUUACAGAAGCAGUACAGACUGUGGACCCUAAAUUAGCAACUGGUAAACUGCAUACAAUAUGGAUAGAAUUUGCCAAGUUCUAUGAGAAACACAACCAGAUAAAUGAAGCAAGAGUGAUCUUUGACAAGGCAACUAAAGUCAACUACCGUCAUGUUGAUGACUUAGCCAGUGUAUGGUGUGAAUAUGCUGAGAUGGAGAUAAGACAUGAAAACUACCAGCGUGCUUUGGAGCUGAUGAGGAAAGGAACUUCGGUUCCAUCGACAAAGACAGACUACUAUGAUCAGGGGGAAACUGUGCAGAAACGUGUCCAUAAAUCCCUCAAAUUGUGGUCUAUGUAUGCUGAUCUAGAGGAAAGCCUUGGUACCUUUCAGUCUACCAAGGCUGUUUAUAGCCGUAUUUUAGAUUUGAGAAUAGCUAAUCCACAAAUUAUAAUAAACUACGCCUUAUUCUUGGAAGAACAUCGCUACUUUGAAGAAAGUUUUAAGGUUUUUGAACGAGGUGUGGCUAUGUUCAAGUGGCCAAAUGUGUUUGACAUUUGGAAUACGUACCUGAGCAAGUUCAUUAGACGAUAUGGUGGUAGCAAGAUUGAAAGAGCAAGAGAUUUAUUUGAGCAGGUUCUUGAUGGAUGCCCAGCAAAAUACGCCAAAACAUUUUAUUUAAUGUAUGCUAAGCUUGAAGAGGACCAUGGUCUAGCACGUCAUGCUAUGGCUAUUUACGACCGAGCAACCAAGGCUGUGCUUCCUGAAGAACAGUUUGAGAUGUUCAACCUGUACAUCAAAAGAGCAGCAGAGAUCUUUGGUGUGACACACACAAGAGAAAUCUUCGAACAAGCAAUCGAAUUGUUGCAGGAUGACCAAGCUAGACAAAUGUGCAUACGUUUUGCUGAACUGGAAAGGAAGCUGGGUGAAAUUGACCGUGCACGUGCUAUAUACAUGCAUGCAUCACAGAUGUCAGACCCAAGGAGAACUUCGGAAUUUUGGAAGGUCUGGAACGAGUUCGAAGUUCGCCAUGGAAACGAGGAUACUUUCCGCGAGAUGUUGCGAAUCAAAAGAAGCGUACAGGCCCAGUUCAAUACACAGGUUAAUUUCAUGUCUGCCCAGAUGUUGGCAGCAGCUGUUGGCAAAGGCGCAGGCGCUGACGAAGGAGAUGAAACGACAGACGAAAUGAGACGACUUGAGCAGCAGGUUUUAGCCGUGGCAGAGCAAGCGAAAAAGGAAGCUUUGCAACCCAAAGAAAAAGUGCUUUUUGUAAGGGGAGAAACCACAGGAGAUGACAACGAAUUAGCUGCGUCGAAAACUACUAAUCCAGAAGAGAUAGAUAUUGAUGAUGAUGACGAUGAUGAGGAGGAUGAUAGUGAAAAUCAAACGAAAGAAAUUCAAAUUGAAAAACAAGCUGUACCAAGCGAGGUUUUUGGUGGUUUGACGAAAGAGGAUGAUUGAUGGGUGAUAAAAAUAAUUCUCCGUUAUUCAUGUGACUUUUAUCUGGUAAAUCGAGCAAGUGUAGUCGUGUAAUAAAACACAACAGUUGAUUGUAUUGAUCCUAUAAUUAUAAUACUAUAAGAGUAAAUGGU
Molecule: messenger RNA, 2827 nt
Organism: Actinia tenebrosa (Australian red waratah sea anemone)
Lineage: Eukaryota; Metazoa; Cnidaria; Anthozoa; Actiniaria; Actiniidae
Product: pre-mRNA-splicing factor SYF1
Biological process (GO): generation of catalytic spliceosome for first transesterification step; mRNA splicing, via spliceosome
Cellular component (GO): post-mRNA release spliceosomal complex; U2-type catalytic step 2 spliceosome; Prp19 complex
Molecular function (GO): protein binding
Source: RefSeq, a predicted model, not a curated record